This is a messenger RNA of Mugil cephalus (flathead mullet), 2969 nucleotides long. RefSeq names its product F-box and leucine-rich repeat protein 3a (gene fbxl3a). Gene Ontology annotation, cellular component: cytosol; nucleus; SCF ubiquitin ligase complex. The coding region runs from base 299 to 1609 and encodes 436 amino acids. The transcript is spliced from 5 exons. Lineage: Eukaryota; Metazoa; Chordata; Actinopteri; Mugiliformes; Mugilidae. The record is from RefSeq and is a predicted model, not a curated record. Gene Ontology annotation, molecular function: protein binding. Gene Ontology annotation, biological process: G2/M transition of mitotic cell cycle; entrainment of circadian clock by photoperiod; regulation of cell cycle.
UUCCCAUGAUGCACCGCUGCUGUCAAAACAACGCUUCGCCAUUUCAGGUCUACAGGGGCAAUAACUCCGGCAAAACCAGGAAUUAGGUCAACUGAGCUCUGGUAGUUUCUUCAUUGGUAACGUUUUUAACAAGUUCUCUAUCUUCUGCUGGUUAUUUCUGUUCCCGAUGCGUGUUAUCUGGUUGGUGCGAAUGAGUUUUUCCAGCGCGGGCCCGGGCUGAAGCGUCAAGUAUUUUUUUUUUCUCCCGGAUUUUCUUGCUAACAGCUACGAAGCUACCAGCGUGUAAACAGCCACCAGGAUGAAGCGGAUGAAAGGAGGAGAGGAGGGCAGCAACGGCUCCUCCAGUAACAGUCCACCGGAGGCGUGCAAAAAGGUGCGGAAGCAGAUGAGCGAGGAGUCAGAUGUUGCCAGUGAGUCACCAGACAGCGACUGGGCACGUCUGCCUCAGGAGCUCCUGCUGCAUGUUUUCCAGUACCUUCCGCUGCUCGACCGGGCUUACGCCUCCCAGGUGUGCCGCGGGUGGAACCAAGCUUUCCACAUGCCGGAGCUGUGGAGAUGCUUCGAGUUUGAGCUUAAUCAGCCGGCCAGCUCUUACCUGAAAGCCACACAUCCGGACCUCAUCAAGCAGAUCAUAAAGAGGCAUUCCAACCAUCUGCAGUAUGUGAGCUUCAAGGUGGACAGCAGUACGGAGUCUGCAGAGGCAGCGUGUGACAUACUCUCACAGCUGGUGAAUUGUUCGCUGAAGACCUUGGGGCUCAUAUCUACAGCCAGGCCCAGCUUCAUGGAGGUUCCAAAGUCUCACUUCAUCUCCGCUCUCACUGUGGUGUUCGUCAACUCCAAGUCUCUGUCUUCGCUGAAGAUUGACGACACUCCGGUGGACGAUCCGUCCCUGAAGGUGCUGGUGGCAAACAACAGCGACACGCUGAAGCUGCUGAAGAUGAGCAGCUGCCCUCACGUCUCCCCUGCAGGGAUCCUGUGUGUGGCCGACCAGUGUCAUGGGCUGAGGGAGCUAGCGCUGAACUACCACCUCCUGAGCGACGAGCUCCUCCUCGCCCUCUCCUCGGAAAAACACGUCCACCUGGAACACUUGCGUAUCGACGUGGUGAGCGAGAACCCCGGGCAGCACUUCCACACCAUCAAGAAGAGCAGCUGGGACGCCAUGGUGCGGCACUCGCCCAAAUUCAACCUGGUCAUGUACUUCUUCCUCUACGAAGACGAGUUCGGACCUUUCUUUAACGACGAGAUCCCCGUCACGCACCUCUACUUCGGCCGCUCCGUCAGCAAAGAGGUCUUGGGCCGCGUCGGCCUCCACUGCCCCCGUCUGGUGGAGCUGGUCGUGUGCGCCAACGGCCUGCGCCCCCUGGAUGAGGAGCUGAUCCGCAUCGCCAAGCACUGCACUCAGCUGUCGGCCAUCGGCCUCGGAGAGUGCGAGGUGUCCUGCAGCGCGUUCGUGGAGUUUGUCAAAAUGUGCGGCCGGAGGCUGUCCCAGCUGUCAAUCAUGGAGGAGGUGCUGAUUCCAGAUCACAAAUAUUCCCUGGAUGAGAUCCACUGGGAGGUGUCGAAGCACUUGGGCCGGGUCUGGUUCCCGGACAUGAUGCCGACCUGGUAGAGUAGAAGCCAGCCCGGUUCAGAGUUUCUGGUGUGGAACAUUUGCAUGUCCUCUGUGUUAGCGUUGGAAAGCAUUUAAAUGCUCAGCUUUACUGGAAUGUAUCGGUGGAGGGCAUGGAGGGCAUGGAGGGCAUGGAUGCAACACAGCACCCCCGAAUGCUUCACGGUGUUAUCAUGUCAUGCAAACACUACAAGAAUCUCUGCCUGUCGGCGUCAUCACGGACUGUGGAAACCUGCUUUGCUUAAUCUGUAGACAGACCUUCGCAAGGUGGCUCCUACCCACAUUAGUGCAGGUGUAAACGUGUGACAGGAAAUCUACAACUGUUUUAUAACGAUAAAUUGAGUUAUAUGGACAUUAUAGCUCGAUGUAAUGAAAGAUGUCAGUGUGCGUGUGUGCGCGUGCGUGUGUAAGUAUGUGUGCAUGAGUGCGUGUGAGUAAACAAUUAGGUGCACAAUUGCAUGUUGUUACACUACCACUUGGCCUACUUAAAUCCAAUCCGAGAUAGCAGCUCUGCACUUUGCAACGCAAUACAUCAUUGAACGUUUCCCACAAUGUAAUUUUAUAUAUAUACGAAGAGAUAGAAGAGGUUUUGUCAGGUGCAGCUGACGGGGGGAGGAGGAGGAGGAGGAGGGGAGGAAACGUUUCGUUCACCAUCUUUAACGAAUAUAAACGCAAUUUUCCUCCUUGCCCCCAAAGGUCACAUCACAAAACACGAUUGUUGGAAACAGAAAAAUGUGUGUAAAUAGGUCUCGAUAUUUGUUGAUGUGAAGGUGUUGAUGUCUGAUUUAUAUUUUCUCUCCGUCACGCAUGAAUUGGCUCGACAAUUGAGUAUCUCAGAAGGGUUCUGUACAGAUUCGCUAAGCACCUUAACGUGAAUACCAAAUGAUAAUCAGGACGAACCUUUACGGAGACUUUGCGGCCAAAUGAAAGCGUCGCUAUUUGUACUGUGCUGAGGUUCUGCUGAAUCAAACACCGAGGGCAGUAUAUUGAAGUAAUAAAACUGUAAUUAUUGAGAAAAUACAUAAAAUAAUUCUAUGUAUAUAUACACACCGAUCAGGCGACAUUAUGACCACUGACAGGUGAUAAACCAUUAGUGGGUGGGAUAUAAUAAACAGUAAGUGAACAUGUUGUCCUCAGAGUUGAUUUGUUAGGAUUUGAGCGACAAUGAACCUAAUUGUGAUGGUGAGACGACUGAGUCAGAGCUUCUACAAAACUGCAGCUCUUGUUGGGUGUCAUAGGAAUCGUUUAACAACGAGUUUGAGGCGUUAACUCGGCCUCUGAAUUUCUCAAACCCUGAGCAAACGGGGGGGGGAAACCAGCGCAAUAUUAGGAAGGGGGGUCAUAAUGUUACGCCUGAUCG